CCCUAAGCUUCACACUUCUGAUAUCCCUUAAGCAUCUUCUUGUCUUCCAAAACUUACUUUAGGAAUGUAGAGCUAAUGAAUCCGUCAUGUUGACUUCUUCUUAUUCUGGCUCUAGUCGCACCCAAGCGCGGGUGAUUUGAGGAACAUACCUAGGUUUCUAGUGUACAAGCUAAAUAGGUGACGCGCAUACCAACGCCUGCGGCUUGCCGGCUCCACCGGUGUGCGAAAGAGGGCCGAAAAAAUCGUACGGUUAACAUACCUAUCGAAGGGAGGAAAUCAAUAAUUGCCGCAAUUUUUGCCCCCGUAUCGUCUGGCCUUAAAGCCUUACCUACCUAGCACCUAGCUCUUCCGUGUGCACCAUGGAUCCUCUGGUCGCAGCCGAGCUAACCAAGUGCGCCGACGACGGCGUCCCCUUCCGCGCGAAGGAGGGCCACGUCCACAGCACCUGGGCCAAGACCUUCCUGUCGCGGCCGGAGCUCUACUUGCAGCCGGAAUCGCUACCCGAGAUCGAGAAGAUCGUGCGGCUAGCGCACACGUGCCGGCGCCGCAUCACGACGACCGGGUGCGGGCACUCGCCCAGCUCGCUGACGUGCACCUCGUCGUGGCUCGUCAACCUGGACAAGUACAACCGCAUCCUGUCCGUCGACGCGGCGACCCACGUCGUCGUCAUGCAGUCCGGCAUCCGGCUGUACGCGCUGUGCGAGGAGCUCGAGAAGCACGGGCUCGCGAUGCCGAACCUGGGCAGCAUCAACCAGCAGUCGAUCGCGGGCGCCAUAUCCACGGGGACGCACGGCUCGAGCCUGCGCCACGGCCUCAUGUCCGAGGACAUCCUGUCGCUGCGCGUCACCGUCGCCGACGGCACGACGCGGUUCUGCUCCCCGGACGAAGACCCGGAGCUCUUCCGCGCCGCGCUCCUAUCGCUCGGCGCGCUGGGCGUCAUAACCGAGGUCGCGUUCCGCGCCGUGCCCGAGUUCACGCUGCGGUGGCGGCAGACCAUCGACGCCGACGCCAAGAUGCUCAGCGCCUGGGACUCGGGCCUCUGGACGCAGGCCGAGUUCGUACGCGUGUGGUGGUAUCCGUACACGCGGCGCGCCGUGGUCUGGGCGGCCGAGAAGGACGACGAUGAGCCGCUGCGCGACCCGCCGGACUCGUAUUACGACCGCGCGCUCGGGUACUACGUGUACCAUAACCUGCUGUACCUGGCGCAGUUCGCGCCGCGCGUGCUGCCGUGGGUCGAGUGGUUCGUGUUCGGGAUGCAGUACGGGUUCGCGGACGGCUGCACGACGCGCGCCGUGCAGCCCAGCCGCAAGGCCCUGCUCAUGAACUGCCUGUACUCGCAGUUCGUGAACGAGUGGGCCGUGCCGCUGGACAAGGGGCCCGAGGCCCUGCGCCGGCUGAGCAGUUGGCUGAACCGGCUCCCGCCGAGCGAUCCGGACUACGUCGACCACGGCAUCCCGUUCUCGGCUGAGGGGCUGUACGUCCAUGCUCCGGUCGAGGUGAGGGUGUCUAAUACGAGCCCGUCGAAUCCGAAGUCUGCGGUUCCAAAUACGAGGCCGUUUCUCGAUCCGACGGCGGAGGAUACGCCGACUUUGUAUCUGAAUGCUACGCUGUAUAGGCCGUAUCACACCGACCCCCCGUGCCGCGAGAGGUACUACGAGGCGUUUGAGUGGCUGAUGCGGGAUCUAGGUGGGAAACCGCACUGGGCGAAGAACUUUGAGACGGAUGGCGCGGAGAUCGAGAGCAUGUACGGCGAUAACUUGAGACGGUGGCGCAAGGUCCGGGACAAUGUCGACCCGGACGGGAUGUUCGUUGGGGCUUGGCAUCGGCGGUACGUGCUUGAGAAAGGGUCUGUUUUACCGCUCGAGGAGGCGGGGGUUAAGGCAGAGAAGGAUAGUACGGGAGGGGUUCUUUUCGAAGGCGUUGUUGGGACUACUCGGUAGGGAUGGACUUUGGAAACGUUGAUUUAGAUUUAUGGCCAUCUUCCUCGGAGGUCUAGCAUUACAAUUGGUUAGGGUCGAAUACCUAUGGAAUGCUUGAGCCUUCUAAUUUCACAAUCCCUCGAUACAUUCUAUCAUGCAAAAUUUCUAGAUGAUGAUGAUACUGAUACUGUCCUUUCUUCCUAUAACCUUAGACUUCCUGAGUUUAGUCGACUCUAUUCUCUACAUGGCGCAAGGAGGUUAGUAGGAUUACAAUCGAGCAAAACAAACAGGU
Molecule: messenger RNA, 2211 nt
Organism: Annulohypoxylon truncatum
Lineage: Eukaryota; Fungi; Ascomycota; Sordariomycetes; Xylariales; Hypoxylaceae
Product: L-gulonolactone/D-arabinono-1,4-lactone oxidase
Exons: 1
Coding region: 360-1940 (526 amino acids)
Cellular component (GO): mitochondrion; membrane
Molecular function (GO): FAD binding; D-arabinono-1,4-lactone oxidase activity
Source: RefSeq, a predicted model, not a curated record